This is a messenger RNA of Trichomonas vaginalis G3, 2259 nucleotides long. Its product is annotated as DNA repair DEAD helicase RAD3/XP-D subfamily member family. Gene Ontology annotation, molecular function: hydrolase activity, acting on acid anhydrides, in phosphorus-containing anhydrides; damaged DNA binding; ATP binding. Lineage: Eukaryota; Parabasalia; Trichomonadida; Trichomonadidae. The record is from RefSeq and is a predicted model, not a curated record. Gene Ontology annotation, cellular component: nucleus. The transcript has a single exon. Gene Ontology annotation, biological process: transcription by RNA polymerase II; positive regulation of mitotic recombination; nucleotide-excision repair. The coding region runs from base 1 to 2259 and encodes 752 amino acids.
AUGACUGAAGGCGAAAAACAAGUUUAUCGAGUCCAAAUUGUUGACCUCCAAGUCAUAUUUCCAUAUAGAAUGAUAUACUCUGAGCAAAAGAGCUUAAUGGAACAGAUUAAACUCUCACUUGACGCACGAGGUCCAUUUGUUUUUGAAACUCCACCAGGAAUUGGCAAAUUGAUUGCAGUAUUUUCUAUUUACUUAGAAUACUUAUCGAAACAUCCGGAUAUUGGCCCAAUUGUUUAUUCUACAGACACUUAUCAGUCAUAUUUGCGUGCUUUUGAAGCUUUUCAAAUAGUUGUUAAGGCAAGAGAAGCAGACCCAGAUCCAUUUAACAAAUCAAUUACAGCUAUUUCUUUAGGAUCAAAACAUUUUCAGUGUAUAAAUAAAACAGUGAAAGAGAGUGAUGACAUCGAAGACCUGUGCUUCAACAAUACAUGCUCAUGGAGUCGUACCCACUGUGAUUAUUUUGGAAAUGUACCUGAUCAAUACCAAAGAAUUAACUCUAUCGAUAGUUUUAAUGAAUUUUGCAAGGAAUGCAAUGCAUGCCCAUAUUACGCAUCACGUGCUAUCCUUCAUAACUUCAAAGUUAUCUUUAUUUCAAAUUCUGAAUUAUUAAAUCCAAAAUCUCCUUCAAGAAUUCUCCAAAGACUUCCAGAUACAGCAUCAUUCAUCUUCGACAACUCCCAUUACCUCGAUAAGGUCUGCUGCGACAAUCUCAGUUCGUAUUUAACUUUACCAUUACUCGAACAAGCGAAAAGAGAGCUUGACAACCUGAAGAAGCGUGUUGAAUCAACAAAGAAUGACCAGAAAUCGCAAGAUCAAUACGAAAACGUCGCAAAAGGUAUUAAAAUUCAAGAUAUUCUUGAUUUAGGACCGAAAGUAAAGAUCCCAGAACAAGAUGGCUACGUUUAUUCGACUAAGUUCAUGAUCCCCAUUGUCCCCUCCCAUCAAACUAAUCGAAAUAUCUGCGGAACUUUGUGGAAUAUGGAUCAUUUUCUUUUCAGAGUUGAUUAUUUGCUUAAAUUCCUUGUUAAUCUGCUUCCUUGUGAUUCUGAACAGACGUUUACCAAGUAUUCGUCCACAGAAUUGCUUACAUUAAUGUAUCAAGAGAUAUUUACCGAACCAUUAGCUCUUUACUUCAUGGGACCACGUCUAUCGUACUAUAUAGCGUCAGAAGGUAUCGACCAAGUACAAGAAUUUGCCCCUCUUUACGCUGUUUUCAACUUUUGUUCACUUUUGGCCACUUACAACGAGUCUCUUUCGAUUGUAGCGGACUUUAAGAACCCUAUAGAGGCCCAUGUACCUAUUGCUUCACUCCAAUUAUCAUGUCAUGAUGCAAGUUUAGCGUUUUCGAUGAUAACUGACAAAUUCCAGAAUUUCUUUAUUACUUCUUCAGCUCUUUUGGUUCCUGGCUUCUUCCCUGUGCUUCUAGGAUUCAAACCGCUAUCACAGAUUGGCAUGGUUUAUUCUCCUCGCGAUGAAAAAGGAAAUUAUAAUUUAAAUAUUAUGACCAUCAGCCACGGCAACGACCAACAGUCAUUGGUUUGCUCUCCUAAUGAUGUAACAACUAAUAUUGGCAUAGUUAGAAACAUCAUGGCCCUUUUAAUCGAAUCAUCCAAAGCAACUCCCGACGGAAUGGUCGUUUUCUUCCCUUCUUUCAAGGUAUUGAACACCAUUGUCACUAAAUGGCGCAACACGAACCAACAGGUUGACCUUUUGAACAACAAAUUGAUUUUCAUUGAACAACCUGACCCAAUGAAAGCUUCUCUUCUCUUAGAUUCCUUCUACAGAUCAUUAGAUAACAUGAGAGGAGGCAUUCUAAUGUGCGUUGCCGGUGGAAUUGUUGCAGAUGCAUUAGAUCUCUCUAACCAUCAUUGCAGAACAGCUAUUGCUUAUGGAUUCCCAAUGAUGGAAACAUAUAAUGAUACUGUCGAGCUGAGAGCAGACUAUUUGGACAAAUACUUCCAAUUUCCAACAACAAAGUUCAUAAAAUGGAAUUCUCUUAGAAAUGUAAUCGCUUCCCUUGAUACGAUAUUGAGUUCUAAAAGCGAUUUUGCCACAAUUUUGUUGGCCGAUAAACGAUACUCUGAAAGCGAAAUUUUGAACGAACUUUUACCAGCGUGGAUGCAAAAAAUCUUGACUCCAGAUACAACAGGACAAGGAGUUGAAGAAGCAAAAGAAACAAUGAGAAAAUUCUUCUACAAAGCACAUUCGUUCAAACCUGACCCGACAUAUAGGAUAGAUUUAUCCACUCAAAAGAAUUGA